UUCGGCUGAGAACAGGAAAAAAAAAUGUCUGCGGAGUAAGACGUUGGGAGAUGAGAAAAAGAGGAGGAAAAAAAAGAACUACAAAAAUCAUCAUCAAAGGUUCCACGAGGUUGAAGUGAAGCAUAUCAGAUUGACUGUCAGGCACCAGUAGUUAACAAAAAUGGUGCGAUCCAACUCCCCUUCGCAUUCUUCAAGAUCAAAAUCUGGGUCUCACUCUAGCUCAAGAUCUCGUACCAGAUCACGUUCAAGGAAAAAGAGAUACAGUUCUAGAUCUCGAUCCAGAUCAUACUCCCGUUCCCGAAGUCGGGAACGUGAGCGUAAUUACCCCCGAGAUUAUCGACGAGAUUACCGCAUGAACAGAGGGAUGAGGCGCCCCUAUGGGUUCCGCGGUCGGGGUAGAGGCUACUAUCAUCAGGGUGGUGGGCGCUUUCAACACCGAGGCGGGUUCAGGCCCAACUGGCAGAACCGGCACUACUCUCGUAGCCCCAGAAGGGGGCGCUCUCGGUCCAGGACUCCAAAACGCAGGUCAGCUUCACAGAGAUCUCGAAGCAAAUCACACCACUCCGAACGCUCUUCUCCAUCCCGCAGAUCCUCCAGCUCCCGCUCCUCCUCCCACUACAGCAGGUCCCCCGUUGCCUCAAAGAAGCGCAGCUCCAAGGACAAGCCUGGCAAGAAAUUGGAAGGGGGUCCUAUGAAGGACGAAGGGGCAGGCAGGCAGCUGGAUGAGAAGGGGGAUGUAAAAAGUGAACAGGCAGCCAACUUGUUGUCUUCCAAGUCGAUCUCUGACCUCAAGAGGACCCCUGCUGUCAUUGCUGAGAGCUGGAUAGGGAUUGCUGCCUACAACGACACCAGCCCCCACUCCCACCGCAGUCCCUCCCCCACCCCCACCCCGCCCAGCCAGAGCUCCUCGCGCUCAGACACUGUCUCGCGCCAGGUUGCCUCUAAAAUCAGCCCCCCCUCCUUGCCUUCACACCGGUUACAUUCCAUGCAGCAUAGCCCUGAUGGUCUUUUGGGGAAUUACAGCCCCUCCCAUGACAGCCCCCUCUACUGCACCUCCCCCAGGAGGAGUCCAGCUAAAGCUUUCUCUGCCAGUCAGAGCAGCAGAGCAUUUUUCCCUAACAGUGAUGAGCAGGAUCUCCCAAAAGCUGGAAAGUACCUCAAAAGGUACACAGAAGAGGAUGGUAGCAGAGUUUACCUACACGAAAGGGGUAACGGGAGGGAGAAAGAUGCCCAGAAGGACAGAGUACAAGAGAAAGGCAGGGCUGAGCAGGGAGGCUUAGAUCUCGGGGGCAAAAAGGAGGGUGAAAAAGUGCCUUUCCUGGGUGACUCUCCUGAAGUAGAGGAGGAGGAGGAGGACGAGUCUCAAGCCUAUAGGCAGCCCUACCAGUUUAAAGUGACCAGUCAGGUAGAGCAGGUUAAGACUUAUGCAGUUGAGUCCCGCUGGAGCUUAGACAGCCAGGAGGAAAGUGGCAAGUAUAAAAUUAAAACAUUAUCAAAAGGAGAGAGGGAUUAUGACAGGUUUGGGGAGGACAGGACAUACAAGUUUAAGGAUACCAGCUAUUUGGUGGACAGGCUAGGUGUAAAUAAAGGGAAGUACGCAGAAGAGGGUAAGAGUGCAGAAAAGUUUGACGAGAAAAUUACCAUAAAGAGAGACACAGUGUCCCCACAGCAGCUCAAGGCCGAGAAGCUCAGAGAGCUCUAUGAGCAUGGUGGUCUGCUGAAAAAGACUGUUGAUAUGAGGGAUAAGGCAUUGCUUCGAGAUGAAAGCCUAGCUAGGGUAAAAAUGGUCACCAAUGAGGCCUGCCGUCCUGAGGUGAAAGUGGUGUAUGAUGACCCAAGCCCAGGGACUUCCGUCGCAAGUGAAAGAUCUCUUGCAAGUGCGCUUGUCCACUCUGUCAAGAGGGAGCAAGGAUUUCGUUCCAUCUUUGACCACAUAAAGGGGCCUCAGGAGUACAAAAGUUCUGCAGAGUCUUUUAUUCAGCAUAUUGUGUCCUUGGUUCACCAUGUAAAGGAGCAUUACUUCAAGUCAACAGGAAUGACCCUCCAUGAGCGGUUCACUGUCCAUCAGAAAGCUGCUGAAGGACAUGAAGCCAGACCAAAAAGUCCAGAGAUUCACAGGAGGAUCAACAUCUCCCCCAGUGUUUUUAAGAAGGAGAGAAUCAUUAAGGAAGAAGGUCACAAGGGUGAGAAAAAAUCAAGAUGUGAUUCAGCUGACUUGAGGCAUGACAUUGAUCGUCGGCGAAAGGAGCGGAGCUGGGAACGAGACGACUCGAGGGGUUCUCGUGAACCCAGCCCGUCACGAAAACUGGACAAACUGGGCAAAGAAUUCAAGGACUACAAAGACUACCAGUUUUACAGUGAUGAAAGCAAGCACAAAAACAAAGAGCGAGACCAUUCAAGAUCGUCAUCCUCCUCUUCUGUGUCACAGGAAGAUAAGGAUAGCCGGAAAGAAAGGGACGAGGAAUACAAGUCCCACCACGAACAAAAAGAUUACUCAUGUUAUCAGGGAGGAAAUAGGGCAAGGGGAACUUUUCAAUUUCGGAUAAGAGGAGGCAGAGGAAGAGGCAGGGGAGUCUUUUCAGGGCAGAACGCCGCACCCAGUAUUCCUAAUGUACCUUUCCAGAAGAGACCAAAGGAAGAGGAAUGGGAUCCUGAAUAUACUCCAAAGAGCAAGAAAUAUUUUCUGCAUGAUGACAGAGAUGAUGGGAUUGACUAUUGGGCCAAAAGAGGAAGGGGACGUGGCACCUUUCAGCGUGGCAGAGGGCGGUUCAGUUUCAAAAAGUCCAGCAGCAGUCCCAAGUGGACGCAUGAUAAGUAUCUGUGUGAGGGAAAUGUGGAAGAUGAAGAGGAAGUAGAAAACAAUGAACAACGGAAGGACAAGCGCAAAGAUGAGAAGGUAGAGAGUGUAAUGGGACAGAAUAGUAAUAUGAUGUAGCAGGUCCUUAAACCUUUUUAUGCAUUGACAGUGGCCCUAGUUGUAUCUAUGAUAAUUCUGUUCAUAAUUAUUAUUGUACACCAUGUUGCUUGAGUUUAGUCCUUGUUUCUGUACUAAAUUGAGUACUAGCUAAUAAUAUACUGUCUGCAGGUCUUCCCCAGUUCUGUACUUGGUGCUAAUUGCAGUGAAAAACACAGGGAACACGGUUUGGAAUCAGCUGAUAUCAACUUUAGUACAGAACUCGUGGUUAAACUGAUCAUUUCUACUUCUAGUUUCCAGUCUUCCAAGAAGCAGGCUGCUUGGAAAAAUACACGUACUGCAUGUACAACAGUCAAAGCAAACUUUAUUCAUUUUAAAACUGUUGGCGAAUAGGGAGUUUUUAUGUUUAAGUUGGAUGUGCAAAAGUUCAUUUCAACGGAGCUGACUGUGGAGCGCAGCUUUUGUUUUCCACAGUUCCUUCAUUUGGCCAGGCAUGGUUUCAGGCGAGUAAAGGCCUUCUACUAGUGUCACAAGCUACGACUAUAGUUUUGUUUUAUUGUUGUUAGUACUGUUAAUAUUACAUUACUGUUCAAAUUGUACAUGUACACCGAAUUUUAGUAGUUUUAUGUUGUGGAAUAUGGGUAGGAGAGUUGUUUUAACCGAUGUUUACCUGUUUCGUGGUCCUGAAAAGUUCUCUUUUAAUGCGGAAAACCCGGAAGCCCUAAAUAUAGCAUAAAAAAAAAAAAAAAGUUCAUAAGGAGCCAUAAGUGUUAAAUAUGGUAUGUUUGCAUGAAAGACAAAAAAAAUAAAAUGAAUAAAUAAUCGAUUCUCAGUUCUUGUGCAUUAUAUUUUGCUAUUGAACUCUUUCAUGGAUUGACGUUGUUCUGUGAAAUGUCUUAUAUUAACUAAAAUAAAAAUGCUUUUAAAACAACCAAAUUCCCAUUGGGCUUAUUCUGUUUUAGAUUCUUUUCAUUUUUGUAUGUAUUACUAGGCAGGACUAUGGAGGAUAAUUCGUACCAAAAUAAUUUAAAAAAUAAAUAAAUCUAACUACAUUUACAUUUAUUUAUUUGUUUUAAUUUUGGCACAAUGCUUUCACUCUAGUAUUUGUCAUUGAGCGUCAAUCAUACUGGAAGGGCCGCGCAAUCCGGCAAGUGAAUAGAUGAUCUAGUAACUUUGCCUUGGGGUUGUGUAGGGGUGGUGACUGCAGUUGUGCAAUAUGGAGCGCCAUUUGUGCCAAAACUAUACAGCCAUUAAUUUGUCAAUUCGUUGGUCAGUUUAUGAAUUGGUCCACUUCUCCAGCAAUUCGUCAAUCCAUGCAGUAAUUCAUAAACUUUAACUCGUCUAAUAAUUCAUUAAUUAAUUUGCCAGUUCAUUAAUACAAAAGGCUGUAUGGACUCUAGUGUUAAGUGUUUACUGGGUACUACUUAACCUGCAAAUUUCCAAUCAACCAGACAAACUUCCCGAUUAAAAAAAAAAUGUUCAACCGUAUAUGUUAGAAAAUUAUUUCACAAAUAAUUAACACACAAAAAUAGUAAUAAAAUAUCUGAUAUGAUAAUCUUUUAAAAUUCCUGUUACCCGCUUCUGAAAACUAUCAGUAAAUAUCAUCGAUGACAUGUGCGAUCAUCAGUUAAGUAUAUUUACACACAUGCGCAGCGGAAACAGGAUAGUGCUCAGAAAAAUAUUAUUUUUCAUAAUAAUUAUGUAUUGUCUUAAUUUGCUAAAGUUGCUGUUUUCUUCAAAAGACCUUGGACAAAUGUGAAAAGACUUCAAAAGUUUGAUGCAUUUUUUUUUUAAUAUGGCGAAAACCAGCAACAUUUCUUACACCUCCAUUUUUUUUUUGCUGAGCUCUCUGUAUAUACAGCAAUGCUUUGUGCACAGUGAGACGGAAGUAGAUUAUCUUGUUAAAUAGAAUAACUUGAAAUGCCAUUUCUAAUAAACU
This is a messenger RNA of Polyodon spathula (Mississippi paddlefish), 4853 nucleotides long. RefSeq names its product bcl-2-associated transcription factor 1-like. Gene Ontology annotation, biological process: positive regulation of transcription by RNA polymerase II. The transcript has 11 exons. The coding region runs from base 161 to 2935 and encodes 924 amino acids. Gene Ontology annotation, molecular function: DNA binding; transcription coregulator activity. Gene Ontology annotation, cellular component: mediator complex. Lineage: Eukaryota; Metazoa; Chordata; Actinopteri; Acipenseriformes; Polyodontidae. The record is from RefSeq and is a predicted model, not a curated record.